AUGUCGAAGGAAGAAGACCAAGUGCCCUGUACAAAUAAGAAUGACCUGCAGGGCCGUUUCCAAGCACUGGAGUCCCACGUCAAGAAUAUUUAUCAGCUGCUACAAACUCCAACAGAAGCCGCGUCCUCUUCGUCUCCCGGUUUAUCCAUGAGAGACGCCUCGACGGGCUUACUCGAGGAGGAUGGAAGUGCCAGCCCCGGUUUUAUGUCGGAGAGCAUCGCUGAACCGACAUUCAGUACCGCAAGUCCGCACCCUCCUUCAGACGUUGUUGACCAUCUUGUCGACAUAUAUCGUAUAAGACAUCAUCUUCAACCAUUGCAACUGUUUAAGCUUCCUGAUCUCAAACGAUAUCUCGCUUCAGCUCCUCGAUACCUCUUCGAAAGCUUUCUUGCAUUGACUGUACGAUAUAGCACGCAUGAUUUCUACCAGGGUCAGGAACUCCAGGCUGUGGAGCACUACGCGUCUUCGGCACAGCAGACGGUCACAUCACUUGCCUCUCAGGGCAUCCCAAAGCUAGAGGUUGUUCAAGCUCUGUGCUUGCUUGUGUUGGUUGAUGUCGCAGGCUGUAAGCCAGGCCGAGCUUGGAUGACGAUCGGCACCCUCUCUCGCCUCGAGGCUCUUCGCAAGAUCUCUCAACAAGCACUCAUAGAAUCAUCGUCAGAUCCCGAAACCUGCCUGCGUUGCCACUGGACUGUGCUUCUUCUAGAACAGACCUUUAUGCCUCAGGAGCGUACUUCUGUUCACGAUGAUGAUCGUCCCAAAUACCCAACGAGUGCCCCGAUACCGCCUUCUUUGCCACCCGUGACAGAUGGCGAAUAUCCGCCUGAUCUUUAUUCAGACGAUGCAACAGAAGACUUGGGAAUAACUGCAUAUUAUAUAAAGAUCGUCGGGAUCUGGGGCCAUAUGUCAUCAUACAUGCACCAGAUUCGUAUUGGUAAAGCUAAAACUGCUUGGUCCCCUAGCUCUAUGCAUUAUGAACUCUGCGCUCAACUCUAUGACUAUGACGCCAAAACACCCCAUAUACAUCUUUUGAGAAGUGUCCACUUCACCAAGCGUCAGUCGACCGAACUUAUCGAACGCAGAGAGUAUUGGAUCCCGUGGGUCUUACAACAAGUCACGUCUCAUGCUACUACCGCGAUAUUGAAUCACCCGUUCGUUCAUCUUGUGGCGAUGCGUGAUCGCGUACACGGACUUCCACCACGACAGUUCCUGCAGCAGACUGUCGAUCUCGCUCUUUAUCACUCCGCCUGGGUCUUCAAGUUCCUGCGCUUCUGCGAGGAGCAGGGUUUUGGUGUAUAUGACCCUCUUGUCGGGCACUUGGUGGCGGUUGUCGCGACUAUACCGUGGCUGUUUCAGCGUGCUAUUGAUCCAAAAAUCGCUCAGAAAGCGAAAGAUGAUUUGACCUGGUGCAAGGGGUUCCUAGAGAGGCUUUCGGCAACAUGGCCCCAUAUCGCAUAUAAGCUUGAACUACUUAAUAGCUUGGACACCACAGCAGGGAACAAUCCGCAAUCUCCCAGUGCAAAGGGCGUUUCAAUCGUUUUUCAUCCCUCGUUGUUCUGGGCAUUGGUCGAUCCCAAGAUCAGCCAGAUGACGCCUUCGCUGCCGUAUAGCCACGGACCCAACCGCUUUCAAGAUGGAACGAUACGAGUCUCUACGCACUAUAUUCAGCCCUUGGUGGAGAAUCAAGUCGAGCAGUCCCACACGGUAGGUGAUCUGUAUGAUCCAUUCUCAUUGGACAUCGGGGCUCUGGAACAGAUCAAUCUGGAUGAUGUCUUUGCCAGUUUCUUACCAACAUUAGAUGAAACACUCUAA
This is a messenger RNA of Fusarium coffeatum, 1812 nucleotides long. RefSeq lists its product as uncharacterized. The transcript is spliced from 7 exons. The record is from RefSeq and is a predicted model, not a curated record. NCBI's taxonomy places the organism in Eukaryota, Fungi, Ascomycota, Sordariomycetes, Hypocreales, Nectriaceae. Gene Ontology annotation, cellular component: nucleus. The coding region runs from base 1 to 1812 and encodes 603 amino acids.